AUGAAUGAGCAACAGUCGGAAAUAGACCAGCCAAUAUCAAUCGCAAACAGAGUUUUCUUCUCUGUUUCAAGGGUAUUGAAAUCCCGAAGAGUCGCAAGAAAUCUUAAAUUAAGCGUAAGAAGUGUUGAAAGAUUUGAGAGGAUAAUCCUCAGCACGAUUAGGAGAAGAAAGACCUAUAAAGAGCAACGUACAGAAACUGGUCAAGCAAUAUCUCAUAAUAUAAAGGCAAUGAGGUUAAGAUGGGCGGAGCAUAUAUCGCGAAGUAAUCUAUCUGGAAGUCUCUACACAGUAAAGAAUGCCUCAAAAGUAGACGGAGACCACGUGGAAGGCCAAAAACCCAGAUGGAUGAUCGAAUCAACAAAGACGCAGUAG
Messenger RNA from Nezara viridula (southern green stink bug), 372 nucleotides. Lineage: Eukaryota; Metazoa; Arthropoda; Insecta; Hemiptera; Pentatomidae. The record is from the annotation of a GenBank genome assembly.